This is a messenger RNA of Humulus lupulus (European hop), 1437 nucleotides long. Its product is annotated as auxin-responsive protein IAA27. NCBI's taxonomy places the organism in Eukaryota, Viridiplantae, Streptophyta, Magnoliopsida, Rosales, Cannabaceae. Gene Ontology annotation, molecular function: protein binding. The transcript is spliced from 5 exons. The coding region runs from base 182 to 1144 and encodes 320 amino acids. Gene Ontology annotation, biological process: regulation of DNA-templated transcription. Gene Ontology annotation, cellular component: nucleus. The record is from RefSeq and is a predicted model, not a curated record.
AAAAACUCAAAGAAGCUUCUUCUUCAUAAUCAUCACCACCACCAAGCUUAUCAUACCCUUCUUCACUCUCUCUCUCUCUCCCCCCUCAGUCUGUGUAUAUCUUUGAACUUUAAUAUCUAAAGCUAAGUGAGUUCUUCUUCUUCUUCGUCUGUACUUUAUUCCCUGCUAAAGCUAUCGUUUCAUGUCUAUGCCCUUAGAGCAUGAUUACAUAGGCUUAUCAGAGUCUGUUCCUUCAAUGGAAAGCUCUGGCAAGUCUUCUGAGAAGAAAAGUGGUUCUGGUUUGAACCUCAAGGCUACUGAGUUGAGGCUGGGCUUGCCCGGGUCCGAGUCCCCGGAAAGAGAGGAGGGUCUUGCUGGGGUGGAGAGUGUGGAUUCGGAUAAAAAUGGGUACACUGUUGGAGUUCUUAAGAGCUUGGUGACUGGAGCCAAGAGAGGUUUCUCUGACGCCAUUGAUGGAACUUCUGGCAAGUGGGUUUUUUCUGGAAACAGUGGAUCUGAGGCUGAUUUGGGUAAAGGUGGUAACUUGUUUUCUCCUCGAGGUGUUAAUAAUGGUGGCGUGGCUCUUGGUGGGUCGGAGUGUAACAAUCAGACAACGGGUUUGACUGUCUCGUCAACUGUGAAUGAUGGGGUUCCUCAGUCCCCAAAGCCAUUGCAGCAGAAGAAGCCUCAGGCCUCUGCUCCGGCUUUAAAAGCACAGGUUGUGGGAUGGCCACCAAUUCGAUCUUUCCGGAAGAAUUCAAUGGCUUCUCAUCCUCCCAAGAAUGAUGAUGAUGCAGAAGCUAAUGCAGGAUCGGGUUGUCUUUAUGUUAAGGUCAGCAUGGAUGGUGCACCAUACCUAAGGAAAGUUGAUCUUAAAAUUUAUGGCAGUUAUAUGGAUCUAUCUUCAGCACUGGAAAAAAUGUUCACCUGCUUUACAAUUGGUCAAUGUGGCUCUAAUGGAUUGACUAAAAGCCGGUUAAUGGAUCUCCUCCAUGGUUCGGAAUAUGUACUCACCUAUGAAGACAAGGAUGGAGAUUGGAUGCUAGUGGGUGACGUUCCUUGGGAGAUGUUUACCGAGUCAUGUAAGAGGCUGAGGAUAAUGAAGAGUUCAGAGGCUAUUGGUCUUGCCCCAAGGGCCAUGGAGAAGUGCAAAAAUCUUAACUAGUGCUUGUGCUUGAGGACACCAUGGAUGGACCAAAAUGCACAAAAGCUUUAGUGGCUCAUCAAAAUUAGGCGUCAUCUGUUUCCUAUUAUUCAUGUAUGAUUUCUACAUAUUAAAUAUUUUGUGUUUAGUGUAACAAAAAGAAACAACUUAGUAGGGCCAGAUAUGUAAUUUUAGAGUUUUCCAGGAUGUUUUCGAAUAUCUGAUACCCUUUUCUGCUGCCUUCUCUCUAUGUACGAAUGUUGGCUGCAUAAAAGUUACAAUGAUUAUAUAUGUAAAUGGUUUGUUUGCCUUAA